AUGCUCGAAAUAACCUCCCUCUCACACUUCAACGCCCUCAAAUCCUCCUCUUCCCUCCUCAUAAUCGAUUUCUACGCUACCUGGUGCGGACCGUGUAAGGUUAUCUCGCCGGUGUUUUCAAGACUUGCGACGCAGCAUGGCUCCUCUGGAAUCGUCUUCGCACAAGUAGAUGUCGACAAAGCAAAGGAUGUAGCGCAGACAUGUGGUAUAACGGCUAUGCCUACAUUCCAGUUCUUCCGCGGAGGGAAGAAGAUCGAUGAGGUGAAGGGGGCGGAUAGUCAGCAGCUGAGUACGAAGAUUGGGUGGUGGGUGGGGGAGGUUAAGAAAAGUGACGGGAGGGGAGGGGGUGCGAGUGGGAGUGGGACUUCGACCGCGGCGAAGGGUAGUGCUGGUACAACACAAGGUGGGAGUUCGAAUGGGGGUGCGAGUGCGGGAAGUGGAGGACCAGGGAGUCUGAGGAGUUUGAUUGAUGUUGAGAAAGGGCGAUUACUGAACGCUACAUUACUUUCGAGCAUACGAAACAUUGCGAGUCCGCCGCCGGCGGGAUAUUCCCUCGCAUCAACAUCCUCCUCCCCCAAACUCCUCAUCUACAUCCCCUUCACCUCACCCAUCUACCCCUCCUCCCUCACCAUCCGCGUCGCCAAAGGUUCCGAUCUCAGCACCGCCCCAUCAAAACUUACAAUCGGAUCCAACGUCCCUGUCUCAGUUCGGAAAAUAGAGGAUAAGAAGACCGGGGAGGUGAGGGAGGAGAAUGAUUUGGAUAUGGAGGGGAGUAUGGGGAGGGCGGAGAAUGAGCAGAGGUUUGAGGUGUUUAGUGAUGAGUUUGUGGAUGGCGUGGUUACGUUGAAGUUGAAGGGGAGUAAAUUUGGUGCUGGGGCGAGUGGGGGGAAGGGGGUGAGGAGUUUGUUGGUAAGGGUGGAGGGGAAUUUGAGUGGUGGGGAGGGGGGGACGACGAAGAUUGGGGAGAUGGAUGUGUUGGGCGUGAAGGCUUGAGGGGGUAGAGUUGAGCUUUGUUACAUGUAGCGUGCAAGUGUAAUGAUACCAUUGUUUGAAUUUCUUGGUUUCUUGCCUUUUACUUUUACUUUUUAUUUUGCGAGUCUGUGAGGUUCAGAUUGUGUUCGAUAUGAUAUUCCUCAUCACUGCCUCCUGUUUCCUGAUAUACCCGUACUAGAAGUAAACGAGGUCAUGCAAGUAAAGAGAAGAGAUUCAAAAGGGGAAAUAUAUUAG
This is a messenger RNA of Cadophora gregata, 1227 nucleotides long. RefSeq lists its product as uncharacterized. Lineage: Eukaryota; Fungi; Ascomycota; Leotiomycetes; Helotiales; Ploettnerulaceae. The transcript has a single exon. Bases 1 to 993 code for a protein of 330 amino acids. The record is from RefSeq and is a predicted model, not a curated record.